CAUACAACAUCUCUUCAGCCUUCUGUUUCUCCCUACAGAUCCGUACAUUGUGUUUACCAUCCUACGUAUUUGAUUUUAAAUACAAGACACGCAUAAUCAUCAUCACGAUUAAGAAGUAACACAAUUAAUUGUUCCAUCAUUAUAUCUGCGACAAUCGAUUUCCGCUCACAAUCAACAUGGACCAAAUGAUGCCGGGCGACGGCGGCCGCAACCCGCUGGAGGCGUGGUUCUGGGAGAUGCCGAUAUGCACACGAUGGUGGACGACGGCGACGGUAGUGACAAGUGCACUAGUUCAAUGCCAAAUGGUCACCCCGUUCCAGCUAUUCUACAGCGUGCGCACUGUAUUUCAGAAGGGAGAGUAUUGGCGUUUAUUAUCCACAUUUCUAUACUUCGGCCCAUUCUCCCUCGAUCUCCUAUUCCACGUCUACUUCCUCCAAAGAUAUGCCCGUCUCCUCGAAGAGUCGUCAGGACGAUCGCCAGCCCACUUCUCAUGGCUCCUGAUGUACUCGAUGGCCUUCCUCAUCGUCCUCUCGCCGAUGGUAUCCAUGCCCUUCCUCGGACACCCUCUAUCGUCAACACUGGUCUACAUCUGGUCGCGACGGAACCCCAACACUCGCUUGAGUUUCCUAGGCUUGGCUGAGUUCACAGCACCUUACCUCCCCUGGGUGUUGAUGACCUUCAGCCUCGUUAUGCACGGGACUGUCCCCAAGGAUGAGAUCAUGGGUGUUGUUAUCGGCCACAUCUGGUACUUCUUCACGGACGUAUAUCCCCCGAUGCACAACGGCUCGAGGCCUCUGGACCCGCCGAUGUGGUGGCGCCGCCUAUUCGAGCGCAGGCAGCAGAGGGACGAUACGGCUAAUGCGAUCCAUAACGAGUUCGCGGUAGCGGGAGGCCCGGAGCUUGCCGCGGCAGAAAUGCGAUAAAAGCAGAAGGUGACAAGCAGGCUUGGCGAUGGUGCUUAUGACUAUCAUGCCCUCAUUUGCGGCGUUUGGGAGCAGACUUUUACGACAACCUAUUACGGUGGCACUUCAUAGGGAACAUUACGACGGCGUUUAUGGUUGAGAUGCGGCAGGCGAAGCUGACGACCUUUUGUACAUACACCUCGGAAGGCCUCUCGCAGCUCAUCAUUGAGCAUCCACGGGAAUGCAGAAAAUGUGUUCCAGCCUUCUCAACAUCAUACAGAGGCAGGCUUUAGGUUAGACUUUGCGAAGUACUUGCUAGAAUACACAC
Messenger RNA from Annulohypoxylon maeteangense, 1230 nucleotides. RefSeq names its product derlin-2. Gene Ontology annotation, cellular component: endoplasmic reticulum membrane; Hrd1p ubiquitin ligase ERAD-L complex. The transcript is spliced from 2 exons. The coding region runs from base 177 to 923 and encodes 248 amino acids. The record is from RefSeq and is a predicted model, not a curated record. Gene Ontology annotation, molecular function: ubiquitin-specific protease binding; misfolded protein binding. Gene Ontology annotation, biological process: endoplasmic reticulum unfolded protein response. NCBI's taxonomy places the organism in Eukaryota, Fungi, Ascomycota, Sordariomycetes, Xylariales, Hypoxylaceae.